Messenger RNA from Gloeophyllum trabeum ATCC 11539, 222 nucleotides. RefSeq lists its product as uncharacterized. Lineage: Eukaryota; Fungi; Basidiomycota; Agaricomycetes; Gloeophyllales; Gloeophyllaceae. The record is from RefSeq and is a predicted model, not a curated record. The transcript has a single exon. The annotation marks the transcript as partial.
AUGCCAAUUUUAUCCCCAAUUCCCCCUUCCUUCCAGCCAACCGGACAAUAUUCACAAGAGCGUAGUGAUGCGCUACACAAGGCCCAUCCUAGCAGAUUCCUUACGGAUGCGGAGUUAAAUCUAAGGGACGAGUUUCUGUGCAAGCACAACCAGGUGUUUGCCUGGAAUGACUCGGAGCAUGGCCGAUUUUGCAAGGACUUCUUUCCUCCCAUUGAAUACCCA